Messenger RNA from Micropterus salmoides (largemouth bass), 4322 nucleotides. RefSeq names its product transient receptor potential cation channel subfamily M member 4-like. NCBI's taxonomy places the organism in Eukaryota, Metazoa, Chordata, Actinopteri, Centrarchiformes, Centrarchidae. The record is from RefSeq and is a predicted model, not a curated record. Gene Ontology annotation, biological process: calcium ion transmembrane transport. Gene Ontology annotation, molecular function: calcium-activated cation channel activity; ligand-gated calcium channel activity. Gene Ontology annotation, cellular component: membrane. The coding region runs from base 80 to 3859 and encodes 1259 amino acids. The transcript has 28 exons.
UUGGAAAAUGGUGAGAAAAAAGUCCUGAAGUCUUGUCGACCCCUUAUCUCUUCCGCAGUCGAACAGUAAGGAAAAAAACAUGAGAGACACAGGAGAAGGAGGCGGCGGAGACAAAACCAGUAAAACCGAGAAGGACCAGAGUUGGAUCCCCAAAAUCAUCAAGAAAAGAGUGUGCACCACCUUUGUAGAAGAUUCUUUAAGUAAUGGCGUGCAGUGUCAGUGUGGGGGUGCAAGAGAUGCCCAUGCCUCUGUGGCUCUCGGUGACUAUUUCAGCACUGCGAUGGUCAACCACUGGGACAGCGCCCAGCACUCCUCUGAAUACCCAACUGAUGCCUUUGGAGAACUGCAGUUUGUAGGGGUCAGCAGGAGGCAUAGCUAUUUCCUGCGUCUGUCAUGGGACACACCUCCGUCUGCGGUCUACAACCUGAUGACGGGCAACUGGGGACUUCCUGCACCCAACCUGGUGGUUUCUGUAGUGGGCGGAGAAGACAGGACAAAGGUGAAAACUUGGGUACGGGAGGUCCUCAGGCAGGGACUGGUGAAAGCCUCACAAAGCACAGGAGCGUGGAUCGUGACAACAGGCAUGCGUGAAGGUGUUGGCGGAUGUGUUGGAGAGGCAGUGAGGGAUCAUGCCACUGCAGCUUCGUCGGUCUCCCUCAACAAGGUGGUGGCACUGGGCAUUGCUCCCUGGGGGAUGGUGCAGAACCGACAGCAGCUGGUAAACCCUCAGGGCAGCUUUCCUGCCAAGUACUCCAUCGAGAACACUUCCAAAGACUUCUGCUGCCUAGACAACAACUACCAGGCCUUCCUGCUGGUGGACGACGGGACUGUGGGACGCAGAGGAGGAGAGACCAGGUUCAGGGCCAAAGUGGAGGAGUACAUCUCCCACCAGCGCACAGGCAUCUGGGGCAGCGGCAGCAUUGACAUCCCUGUCCUUUGUAUGCUGGUAUCUGGGGAGGCAAGCAUGCUGGAGAGAGUGGAUCGUUCUCUGAAAACCUGCAUGCCCUGGCUGGUGCUGGCCGGCUCAGGGGGCUUGGCUGACUUCUUGAGCGAUGUCUUGGAGAAUCUGUCAUUAGCGCCGGCUUCCAAUGAGGUAGAUGGCGAGGUGGGUCCCAGCGUGGACCUGAAAGACCGAGUGGCAGAACGGUUUAAGAAGCACUUCCCUUCUGAAGCAGAGUCAGACAAACUAGUUGAGCGGGCUUUGAGCAUCUACCAGAACAGAGACUUUAUUACAUUCUACCAUGGAGAGCAGGAGGGCCCAAACGACUUUGAUACAGUCCUGCUCAAAACGUUGGUGCAAGCUAGUAAGCAGCGCACGUCAGCUGAUGCCAGCCCCUACAGUGAAGAGCUGAAGCUAGCAGUCACAUGGAACAGGGUUGACAUUGCUAAGAGUGAACUCUUUAACGGAGACAUCCAAUGGAGGUAUGAAGACUUGGAAGACUCCAUGACAGAUGCCCUGAUCAACAACAAGCCUCAGUUUGUGCGUCUUUUCACUGAGAAUGGGCUCAACAUCAUGGAGUACCUGACUUAUGGCAGGCUGGAAAACCUCUUUCGUUCUGUGGCUGACGGGACGGUGCUUUACCAACUACUUCAGUGCCGUCUGGUGGAACGGCUAGGAACUUCACCCCCUGUUCCCACAUUUACAAACCUGCAGGACUCUUCAAAUGUGGCAGCAGGGAAGAGCAGCCCAGUGGCGGAUAUCAGCCUUUUUGAGGUUGCAGGUGUCCUGGACCUGUUGAUGGGAGACGUCUGCCAGUCAUUUUACUAUGAUGCUUUGGGUUUAGAACAGACGUCAUCCAAAAGGAGAGCUCUUAGGCGUGCCAGCAAGCUGCUGCGCAGUGACUGCAUGUAUAGGGCAGAGCGCUGCCCCUACCCCUGGGCUUCACUCUUCAUCUGGGCUGUCCUCCAGAACCGCAGCGAAAUGGCCAUUUACUUCUGGGAGAUGUCAGUGGAGUCAGUGCUGAGUGCUCUGAGUGGCUGUAAGAUACUGAGGGAACUUUCCAAGCUGGAGGAUGAAACUGAGACUAAACUGUCCAUGAAAGAGCUGGCUCAGAGGUUUGAGAACCUGGCACAUGAUGUCUUCGGCUCUUGCUAUCGGAGCAAUGAGAGUCGCUCUUUCACCCUGCUGAUUACACAAUCUCAAGUUUGGGCUGGGACCACCUGCCUCCAGAUGGGCAUGGGCGCCGACGCACGCCUUUUCUUCAGCCAUGAUGGAGUACAGACUCUGUUGUCCCAGAUCUGGUGGGGUGACAUGAAAAGGAACACAGAGGUGUGGAAGCUCCUACUCACCUUCUUCUGUCCCUUCCUCUGCUACACCAACCUCAUCACCUUCAGGAAACAGGAGGACCAUCAGCAAGAGGAGGGGGGGGGGGAGCCCAAUGAGGACGGACAGGGCAGGGACAGCGACAGCCUCUACGGCACCACAAUCUUCUCUUUCUCGGACAUCAAGAACAUUGAAGCUGAUGCACAAGGAUCAACCAGUCCCAGGACAGCAGCCAUCAAAGGCAUACCUCACUCUCACACACCACCAAAGCGUCCGUUCAUAGUUUCAAGAUGGCGUCAGUUCUGGUUUGCACCUGUCACCUCUUUUUUGGGCAACGUCCUGAUGUACUUCCUCUUCCUCCUGCUGUUUGCAUACGUGCUGAUGGUGGACUUCAAGCCCCCGCCUCCCUCUGGUCCAUCCAACACUGAGUAUGUGCUUUACUUCUGGGUGUUCACCAUUGUGUGUGAGGAGAUCCGGGAGACGUUCUUUCUGGGGAUAGUGACUUGGCGUCAGACGAUGAGAGUUUACAUUCAGGAUGUGUGGAACAAGUGUGACCUCGUUGCCAUCAUGCUGUUCAUCAUAGGACUGAUCUGCAGGAUGUUCGAGUCGUCAUAUGGGUUUGGCCGGGAUGUCCUGUGUGUGGACUAUAUGGUCUUCACCCUCCGUCUCAUUCACAUCUUCGCCAUUCACAAACAGCUGGGACCAAAAAUCAUCAUUGUUGGCAAGAUGAUGAAGGAUAUCUUCUUCUUCCUCUUCUUCCUGAUGGUGUGGCUCAUGGCGUACGGAGUAGCCAAUCAAGCUUUACUUUACUCUUACGACCCUCGUCUAGAUCACAUCUUUCGUCGGGUUUUCUACAGGCCAUACUUGCACAUCUUUGGACAGAUCCCUGUGGAAGAGAUGGAUGGUAACAUUAUCUUUGGGAAAGAGUGGGAUAUGGAGUGCACAGACAAUGUGACACUAAUUCAGGGCGGUGCGGAGCCGUGCAGAUCUCUGUCUAAUAACUGGCUGGUGGUAAUUCUGCUGAUUGUUUAUCUGCUGGUCACCAACAUCCUGCUCAUCAACCUGCUCAUCGCCAUGUUUAGCCAUACCUUCACUGUAGUGCAGGCUAACAGUGACAUCUACUGGAAGUUCCAGCGCUACAACCUGAUUGUUCAGUACCACUCCCGUCCUUCCCUGGCUCCUCCUUUCAUCAUCCUCUCUCACAUCAAUCUCAUUAUCAAGAGGAACAUCCGCAAGGUGCCCUCUCUCAAGAUCCACCACUUUGUAUUGCAGUUGUCAAAGAAGGAAACUAACAGGUUAAUGACGUGGGAAACAAUUCAGAAGGAGGACUUCCUCACUGCCCAGACCAAGAUCCAGAGAAACAGUGACUCAGAGAGGCUCAAACGGAUGUCUGUCAAAGUGGAUGGUGUGGUUAAACAUAUGGCUGAAAACAGAGACUUUGACCACAGGCUGAGGGCUCUGGAGAAUGAGAUGGAGUAUUGCUCAAAUGCUCUCAGCUGGAUUGUGGAUACUUUGGCGCAAGGCAGCACGUUUAAACCUCCUCGGCCUCCACCUAUAUUAAAAGAUGAGUUUGCCUCUUCUCCCAAUUCAGCCUGAUUCAUCCUUGGUGAUGCUUUCACUUGCUCAGGGCCUGUAAAAGACAAGGAUGAAGUGCUUUUACUUAAGCUGCUCCCCGUGCCACCCACCCUCCAGUCUUGCUGUUUGCGAGACAUGUUCAUCACUGGACGCAGAUUAUUUCAGUUUGUUGUGAACUGAAAAAAAGUCAAACAAUAGCAACCAACAAAGCUGAAAUUUCAAGUGUGCAAUUGACUUUAUUCAAAUGCCAAAGUCAAGUGUAUGUAUUUAUGAUGUGGCAUGAUAUUUUAUGUAUUUUAUUUGCCAGUGCAGUUUCAUUUCAUUUCAAACCAUUAUUUUAACUUAAAGAGCCAUUGAGGUUGCCCUCAUUGUCAAUAAGUUAAAAAUAAAUAGGACAGACACAAUUGUCCAUAGGUUGGUAGAUUAUAUAGUGGAUUAUUAUAGUAUUUGGGGCAUUAAAAUAAAAUACUGACUUUUCAAAAUC